Anneissia japonica is the source of this 4327-nucleotide messenger RNA. Its product is annotated as sialidase-3-like. Gene Ontology annotation, molecular function: exo-alpha-sialidase activity. The record is from RefSeq and is a predicted model, not a curated record. The coding region runs from base 360 to 1823 and encodes 487 amino acids. Gene Ontology annotation, biological process: oligosaccharide catabolic process; ganglioside catabolic process. Gene Ontology annotation, cellular component: membrane; cytoplasm; lysosome. NCBI's taxonomy places the organism in Eukaryota, Metazoa, Echinodermata, Crinoidea, Comatulida, Comatulidae. The transcript has 9 exons.
UGAACCAGUCGAAUAAGCCCAAAGAAUCUGUGGUAGAAUCACGCUCGUUUGGUUGGUACCGUACCGAACGUCUUUGACGUGGAUGACUGUAGACCUGCUUCGUUUACUUUAUUCUACAGCAGCAUUUACAGUAAUAGUGUGAUAUCUUAAAAGAGAUUUGCGGUCAUCCCAUAAUCAACACAAUGCUAAUCAUCUUGAUCAAUUAAAAAUAAGAUUCUGAAACCAAAGAGGCAGUGCAUCAUCUGGUUUGUACAGUGAAACAACUGAUAGCCUGAUAUUAAAGUGGCUGUAAUUAUAUGAAGAUGGACAUUCGUUUCCUAUGACAUGAAUUAUUAAUAUUUCUGAAGGAAGAAAAUGUUAUGUACCAUAGUUUAAUUUUAAGGAAUUUAAAAAUGAUAAUGCAAGUCAUGAGGACAUAUAAUAAAGGGAUAGUUUUGAUUAUGGGAUGCUGUGCUACAGUUUGGUUGAUGUGGGAUUGGAAUUCUCCUCUUUUUGAGACCAACCCAAAAUUUGUUCAAUACUCACUUAGAAAAAAGAUUAAGGAAUAUACCUCAAUGGGACCUAUUGAGUCUGAAACAACAGUUGUGUUCAGUCAAGGCAUGCAAGGAUAUAAUACAUCCAGGAUUCCUGCUUUAGUAUAUCAUAAUGGGUAUUUCCUAGCAUUUUGUGAAGCAAGGAGAGACACACAUCGGGAUAUAGGUAACAUGGACAUUAUAGUGAGAAGGGGUCAGAAGAAAGGCUGGAAGAUAGAAUGGAGUGAUAUUAAGAAUGUAGUCUCAAUGCCAGGAAUGAGAACAAUGAACCCUGUGCCCAUUGUACAUGAAGAGUUGGACAUGUUGUUAUUGGUUUUCAUAGCAAUUCCGUCCCAUAUAUCUCAAUGGCGCUUGAUGAAAGAUGGGCUAUAUCAACAAGCAGUACUUGUAACCAGGAGUUUUGAUAAUGGUGAGACAUGGACCCCACCACAAGACAUCACAUCGACAACAUUAGCUACCAUACGUCCUCUACCUGCGUUAUAUGCCCCAGGACCAGGCCACGGUAUAAAACUCAAAUCAGGCCGUUUGAUGGUACCUGGAAACUACUUUGUGAAGGAUCAUAUAGGCAUGAAAUUGUUUGAUCUUGACAACUUUUAUAAUAAUACAAAUUAUGCAAAUGUUAUCUAUAGUGAUGAUGAUGGUAAGUCUUGGCAAGUGGGUGGCAAGAUACCAUUCUCAAGAGAAACUAAGUAUCGCUACCCCAUACAUACUAAUGAAGCAACUGUUGUUGAACUUGAUAAUGGUACCAUUAUGCUGAACACAAGGACAUUGAAUGCUGACUUACCGCGGGUACAGGCAUACAGCAAAGAUGGCGGCUUAACUUUUUCUGAUCCAGUGAUUAAACAGGGUUUAAUUGAGCCUGGAUACAAAGUAGUCGACAACUGGACAAUACCAUCAAAAGCUGCAGGUUGCCAGGGAAGUGUAAUUGGAUUUCCAAGUCCAGACCAGACUCAUCCAACCAAGCACUGGAUAAUGUUCUCAAAUCCAGCCUCAAAAAAGUUACGAAAUUACAUGACUCUGAAAUUAAGCCAAGACGGUGGGGAGACAUGGAGUACCGGUUGGAUGGUCUACAACUUCAAAAGUUCUUACUCUGACCUGACCUACUUUGAAGAUACUGACCCAUUUACAGGAAAGUUGACGCAAAAUUUUGCAGUUCUCUUUGAAGGCGGUCUGGAACUGCCUUAUGAGACCAUUAUGUUUAAAACCUUUAACUUAGAUGCUUUUUAUCGUGGCCAGGAUUUUUCUCAGAAUUUUGAGUGGAAAGUGAAGAGCCAAGAAACAUUUGAAUAAUUUUAGCUUUUCUAUGUUUAUACAGUACCACAUAUUUCCCUCAUUUUUUUUUUAUUUCUUUCUUUUUUGUAAGUAUUGUUAAUGCUGGAUUUAUAAUUUUAGGCUUUGUAAACUGAAAAGUUGUAUGUGAAAAAUUCCUGUGAUGUGACAUUAUCUUGCCAAUUUAUGUGUGUUAUAUUACAUCAUUAUUCUCAUAUAUGUUACAGAAACUUGAUAUUGUAGACAAGCAUUAGAUCAAUGAAAUUAACGUUUGUCUGUGUGUUGAGCUGUCUGUAAUAAUUACAUUGAUUGUACAUUUAAUUACAAAAAAAUAAGACAGAGUAAAUAGUAAAUACAGUAAUACUAUCCUUCAAAUAUGACACUUAAUUUGAUGGGAAACAAUUUGGGAUCAAAUCACCAAAAAAAUUAUUAUUUAGAUCUGUGUCUAUAACUUAGUUGAUUGUUUUUAAUUGGUCAUUAAAUGUUUUAAUUCAAAGUAUAAUAAGGUUUUUACAGAUUCUAACAUAUAGUAUAGAAAAAUAUAGCAAGAUAGAGAAUGAUUUUUCUUAUAUAUUAUUGGCUCAGUCGGCUACACCGUGUGAGCACUGACCGGUGGAGAUCAAUCGUUAACCUUUGGUACCCAAUUCCAUCAGUAGGGCUGAAAUGCAUGUAUAAAAAGUUUAUCGUCUGUAAGUCAUUGGUCCCAUGUAUAAUAUGGCCCAUGUGCAUGUUAAAGAAUGUAGUACACUCUUCAGGAAAGAGUAGGGGAUUGCCCCCCCCCCCCAGUGUAUUGACCAAUCACUACCAGAAGUGCUCCACAUUCUCAAACUUUCAUAGGUUAACCUUGGUGUUCACUCCAAGUAAAUUCAACCAACCAUAAAAUACUUUACAAAACUUGUCAUUUGUUUAUCUUUAAUUAUAACAAAUCAGUUGAAUUUAAUUAACAUGUAAAUGUAUUAAUCCUACCAAAGGGUAAAGCAUUGCAGGAGGUCCGACUGCUCUGAUUUUGUAUGCAAUUAAUAGAACGUAUGAUAUCCAGGGUAACUUUAGCACCUUGAACAGCUCUUUGUCAAAUCAAUAUCUGAGCUAUGUAUUUUUGGGGUUUUUAAUGCCGGGGUUCACUCCCUCACUGAAUGGACAUGAAAUGAUUGUUAUCUUGGGCCCCUUUUUUUGGAUAUUUUGAAAUGUUUAGAUACUGUAGAUCACAAAUUUUGUAAUAAUUGUAUGAAGUAUGAUGAGAUUGUUCAGUUAUAUCUGAUAUUAGUAUUUCUUAUAUGUUGGUACUUAACUAUGGAACACAAUUUAAAGAUGUAUUGUCCCAUGCAAAAUACAAACAAAAUUAUAACAAUAAUUUUUGAAAUUUACUUGCCCAUUUUGAAGUCAAAUAAAAGUUCACAACUUGAAUAUGCGAAUUUGCAGCAAAAAAAAACACUUCCAGUCACAGGAAGUGUUUUAUUAUUUUUAUUAUAAUUUUAUGGUUUCAAAAUCAGGGUGAAUCAUUUGUAAGUUACUGCAAAAUGAGCAAGUAACUUUCAAAAAUUAUUUUUUUGAUUUUUUGACAUUAGCAAUACAUCUUUAAAUCUGCAGAUAUUUAAAUUUUUUAGAUAAUAUUUUCAGUUAGUCGUAAAAGUUAGUUCUAAAAUAUAAUGUUUUAUUUCCUUUGUAUUAGGUUAUAAAACUGGUGUAUAUAAUCAUUAUAAUUACAUUGUUUAAGAAUUAUAUGAUGAAAUAUGUUAUUCUCCUUAAUAUCUUAGCUGACAUUAAUGUGUAUAUGUAAGUUUUGAACUGUACAAACAAUAUGCAGUAUGUAUAUAAUUCUGGUGAAUGGCUAUAAUAGUUGUAUUAUAUGAUUUAUCUUAUUGAUUUAAAACAAUUUAAAGACAUUUUAUUAUAAAGUAAUUUCUCAUUCUAUUUUUAUGAUGAUAUUUUUCUUGGCUAUGGCUGUAAUAGUUAUAUUAUAUGAUUUAUCUUAUUGAUUUAAAACAAUUUAAAGAAAUUUUAAUUUAAAGUAAUUACUUAUUCUAUUUUUAUGAUGAUAUUUUUCUUACCUUUUAUUUUAAUUUUUUCUUAAAUAUUUAAGUUGUUUUUUUUCUUAUGUUUAUCUCUCAUAGGAAAGUUUUAGAUGUUGGUUUAGUUGGGUUUGUAAUAUAAGAAUAUGUUAUUGAUUGAUUAAUUAUAUAUUAGGUAGGUAGUAUUCAUAUUGAUUGACUGAGUGAGUGAUUGACUAUUUAAGUGAGUGAGUGAUUGAUUGAUUGAUUGAUUGAUUGAUUGAUUGAGAAAGUGAUUGAUUGAAAAUUUAAUCCCUAUUUCUCAUUGUACAAUAGUUAUUUAAAAAAUAUAUUUUUAGUAUUUCAAGAUUUGGAAGAAGGUUGAUUGCUUUUGCAGAAAUUAAAGGAUUAAUGUGCAUUCAUAUGGUUUAAGAGUCUUUGUAUUGACAAGAUCAUGACCAGUGGUUAAUGAAAGGUUUAAGUUCAAUUUGUCUUAAUUCCUUUUCUAUGCCUGUAAAUGAGGUAUGAUUAAUUAAA